AUGAAUCGCAGGCAAACCCUAGCCUCGAUCAGUGCAUCCCAGAGCAAUGUUGUCAAAGGAGGAAACAGCGCAGCUCCAGGCCGCUGCGGGAUGGAUGGUGCAGCGCUUUCUGUCAAGGGCAGGAAGAGUGUUGCGCCAGGAAUGUUGGGAGCAGGAGGCAUGUCUGGAAUAACUCUGGAGGGGCGCCCCAGCAUUGUAACCAAGACAACCGGCCCGAAGCAGGAUCCGCGUCCCUUAAGCAGCAAAGAUUACCAGAACUACUGCAUCAAGACUUUAAUUCACUACUUUACAACCCAUGGCUUCUCAUACCCUGUUUCUCCGAAAACAUUGGCAAGCCCGACCGGAAAGGAUUUCACAGCAAUCGUGACGUUCCUCAUCCAACAGCUUGAUCCAGCAACUCGGGUCCAAGGGAAAGUCGAGGACGAGUUUCCCGUCUUCCUCAAGCGCCUUAAUUAUCCUUACCAGGUCAGCAAGAGCGCUCUGUUCGCCGUCGGUGCCCCGCACUCAUGGCCGGCGGUCUUGGGAGCUCUUACAUGGGUAGUCGAGGCGCUCGAGUACAAGGAAAAAGGCAACAGCAGCCAGGGCGGCAAUCAUGUGGAGGAGAUGAUGGACUACGUCGGGGAAGGGUACCACUGCUUCAUGCUGUGCAACGAUGCUCGUAGCCAAGAACUUGACAGGCAGUUCGCUGAGAAGUUCCAUAAGGAGGAGGCGGAGCGGGGCGCACGCUACGAGGAGUUACGCAAGGAGAACGAGCAGCUUGAGGAGGAGCUGGCGCAGCUGCGCUCACUCCCUGAUCCAGUGGACCUAGCAACGGAGCAAAACAGGGAGCAGACGGUCAUCUGCGAGAAACUUGAACUUCUAGUACAACAGGACCAGGCCCUUAACCAGGCCGCGCUCCGCAAGCUGUCUGAGAAGAAGAUGGACGUUCAGACGAAGCAGGAGCAGAUUGCCGCUGCGGAGGCCGAAGUGGAGAAGCUGCGUCACAGCGUAGCGAGCCAGCCGGUCAGCAAGGCCGACGUCAACCGUAUUCUGCUGGAGCGCAAAAAGCUAGAGGAGCUGGUGGCGACUGAGGCAGCUCAGUGCGAGGAGAUGGAACGCGCAAACCACGAGAUGGAAAUGCAGGCUGAAUUUUGUAACCUGGACCUGAAGGGCGUGGUGAAGCCCAACUUGGAGCGUCUCCGCGAUACCUACCUCACGCGCGCGAAGCAGCUGCAUCAGGAUCUAACCGGCCUUCAGGAGGCUUGCAGCGCACGUACGGAGAGCACCGCGGAAAAGAAACAGGAAAUCGCUGCUCUCCAAGCAGAAAAUGCCAAGCUGGAGGCGCAGUUGCAAGCGACCAAAGACUUCUAUGACGAGAAAUGCAGGAAGCUCACGGCGCAGGCGGACAGAAUCAAGGCGCUGAUUGAGGAGUCUUGCAGUGAGGCGGUCAACCGAACGGAGCACAUGGAGUCGCAAAUCUCGCGAGCCCAAAUGCUGUACGAGCAAGGCAAGAGGGAGGGUGAAGGGGAGCUGGCCAAGCUGGAGGCGGACUAUAAGCGAGCGUUCCACCUGAUGGCCACCCAUAAGGAGUUCGUAGCCGGCACCAUCUCCCGCACGGUAGCUACCGUCCGCCAGGUUAAAGGCGAGAUCGCAGAGCUUCACAGUAUUAGUAUGAUGGCAUGA
This is a messenger RNA of Volvox carteri f. nagariensis, 1662 nucleotides long. RefSeq lists its product as uncharacterized. NCBI's taxonomy places the organism in Eukaryota, Viridiplantae, Chlorophyta, Chlorophyceae, Chlamydomonadales, Volvocaceae. Gene Ontology annotation, biological process: attachment of mitotic spindle microtubules to kinetochore. Gene Ontology annotation, cellular component: Ndc80 complex. The coding region runs from base 1 to 1662 and encodes 553 amino acids. The record is from RefSeq and is a predicted model, not a curated record. The transcript has 9 exons.